ACAGAUGUCUGAUGUCUGACAUUUUUCCUCACUUGCUACUCCUCUUCCUUGUACCUCACAGGAGAUGAACAAAGACAUGAAUGAGAGAAACGAGGAAACAGUUAAAGCAUUUAGCACGCAGGUGAACUGAAUGAACAAAUGGACAGAUUAAGCAUAGCAAACCAUCAGACAAAUGUCUUCCCUCAGCUGGCACUAGAUGAAAAGUCAUUUGAGGGAACACUAAUGUCCGAAUGAAAUAUUACCUUUAUGGCAGUGCUAUAGGGUUGCAAAGACUACUGUGACUGUAAUAUUUUUACUUUGGAUUUUUUUUAAGUGAUUGUGAAACUGUCUUUUACCUUUUGCUGUGAAAACAUUUUUCUGUUAGACCUGGAGGAGGCACCGUGAGCAGCAGUGCUGCAUUUGUAGCUGUUGAGGUUUUCAGGUUUGCUUCACAAUGUGACUGUAUGAGCUUGAACAAAUGAGCUUGUUACAGUAUCUCGUUUUGUUUUUUUGUUUUAUUUUUCCUUUUUAUUUUUGGUAAUGUUUGGAGCAUCUAAUGUUUGGGAGUGAAUCUGAAAACUCUAAUGAAAGAAAGAAAGAGGACAAAUAGAGUCAAAUAAUGGGGAGAACAUUUGUAACAUUUCAUCAUCACUGCUCACAGAGUUCCUGAACACAACAGGCAGUACACUCCUUCUGUGUGCAGCAUCGCUCUCUGCUGGUUUCUUUCUGUCAUUACACCUCAUUGGCCUCUGUCCUGCCGCACGUCAACGCAUUGUCCUCAGUGUGACUGUUGUUUCGGAGUUUUGCGGUGGGGGUGCGGCUGCUUUCAGUCUUAUCUACUUUGGGGAUUUUCUUUCUGAAUUGAUGUACUGUUGAUCCUGUAGUUUGUCAGGAAACAUUACACCUGUUACAUGCAGACCACGUGUUAUAUUUUCUUAAAGGCACUGGGUCGGAUACUAGUGACUACUGAUAUGCACUUAAUUGGUAUCCACCUGUGUUUUUAUGCCCGUAUUUUUCAUUCAGUUCCCCUCUCGUCCAUGGGAGCUCCUGCUGCCUUUACUGUCUCCUUGUAAAGCUUUUCUAUAUCGAAUUAAUAGUCACGCAUGCAUUGUGUUAUGUUUAAUUUGUGUGCUUACCCAGAAGAAACGACAAAUUACACCUUAAAACCCUAAAAGACACUGUAACACCGGAGUGUCUAUGGUGGAAGAUGGCUUAUUUUGCAAUCUAGUAACAAAAACUAAACUAAAUAGAGUUGUUGUGAUAAUACCUAUUUUAGGUGUCGUGUAUUUUUAAUUCUAUGGAGAAGCAUUCGAUCCUUCAGUUUAACUUAAAAAUCAUCAAACUGGGAGAAGUAUGGCUUUCACUCGGCAUGAAACGAAGCAGAACGGAAUGACAGUCUUGAAGGCAACACCCUAUCACAGCAUCGCCGGAUCUCUCAGGUGUCUGCUGGGCGGCUGCACAGCGGAGCCAAUGGAGGAGAUUUAGCGCGGCGGCAUGGCGGACAGAGAGAAGAGGAAAGCCACCCCGCCGUCUGGCCGUAACAUCCAGGUGAACUCCCCGGCCGGCUUCAGGUUGACCCAUGACAUCAGCCUGGAUGAGUUUGAAGAUGACGACCUGUCAGAGAUUACGGAGAUCACCGAUGAGUGUGGGAUGAGCCUUAACUGCAAUGGCCCGGAUAUAAAGGGCCAUGUGAGGAGAGGAACCAAUAGCAUGUCGGGGAAGGCAGAGCUGGGCGCCGUUGGUCAGCUCCAGGCGGAGAUGCUGCAUUUGGAACUUAUCGACGGUGCUGACGGUUACCGCGGUGACAAAGAGUCCUCAAAGGCGUCUGCCAUUGCACCCCCACCACUCAUCAAAGACCCUGCAGCACCUGUUACCAUGGAUACCUACCGGCCCAAGAGACCCACGACCCUUAACCUCUUCCCGAUUGUGCCGCGCACACAGGACACAUUAAACAACAACUCCUUUGGGAAGAAAUACAGCUGGCAGGAGAAGGUUUCGGGCUCGUCCUCGCCACUUAAAACAGGUGAGCUCACACCUCCACGUGAGCACAGCUGUCUAAGCGACGAGGACAAAGUCCAGGGCGGGGGAGCACAGACUAAAGACCGCGGGACCUCCACAGACGCCCCCUGCAGACACAGCCACACCUCCGGACACUCGCACGGCUCAUCUACAGCGGCUGCGACACGCUCCAAACUUCAGGAGAAACCACCUGCACCUCCGCCACCACAGAACUAUACACCAGCUCCUCUAUACCCAGCAGGGAAGGCGGACGGAAGCAGUAACCACCGGGAGAGGAUCCGCUACCACACGGACGUUCAUCUAGAACCCACAGAGGAGAUCUAUCUGACUCCUGUGCAGCGUUCCGCUGACCCUUUGGAACCCCCCAGCGUACAGGACCGACCAUUCCUCUCACAGCAGACUGAGCAGGGCCGCAUGUCUAUCAGCUCAGACACAGAGGGCCCGCCUCCCUACCAGCCUCUCCCAGACCGGACAAACCCCUCCAUCUAUGAGGAGGAUGAGGUCUACAUCCCCCCGCCUUCAUAUGCUUCCUGUGUAGAGUCCCUCAUCACGCCGCCCAGCAUGGCUCUCUCAGCUCGCCCCUCCCUCGCGUUGGACCUCAGCUUGAAGGGGGAGGGAACGGGGGCUGGGGUCAUGCUGAGACCCGGGUCAUCAGUGGAAUAUGUGGAUGCCACAGAUGAAAGUUACUGUGGGGAGGAUGAGGAUGUGGACAGGAUAAUAAUGGAUGGAAGGAUGAGGAAGGGGGGAGGAAAGGGGGAUGGGGGUUGCAGCAGGGUCCCUGUAAGGACUUCCAUGAGCUCAGAGGCCAGCGGCCUUUCAUAUGACUCGGUCAAAUACACACUGGUGGUGGAUGAGCACGCUCAGUUAGAACUGGUCAGUCUCCGGCAGUGUUACCAAGGCUACAGUGAUGACAGCGACUCGGCCACCGUCUACGACAACUGCGUCUCUUCUCCUUACGAGUCAGCCAUCGGUGAGGAGUACGAGGAGGAAGAUGAGGAGGACGAGGACGGUGCUCGGAUAGGAGGAGUGAGGAGAGAGGCCACAGCUUGUCUAUCUGAAGACUCCACUCCAGAGGGCGACCUGCACUUCUCCAAGAAGUUCCUCAAUGUCUUCAUGAAUGGACGCUCUCGCUCCUCAAGUGCGGAGUCCUUUGGCUUAUAUUCUUGUAUCAUAAAUGGAGAGGAAAAGGAUCAGAGCCACAGAGCUGUGUACAGGUUUGUCCCUCGACAUGACGAUGAGUUGGAGCUUGAGGUGGAUGAUCCUUUGCUGGUGGAGGUCCAGUCGGAGGAUUACUGGUACGAGGGCUACAACAUGCGAACUGGAGCCCGUGGGAUCUUCCCAGCUUACUAUGCUGUAGAGGUGACCAAGGAUCCCGAGAGCUUCAAAGUGAAGAGCAGUGAGUGGAUGGACAGAUACCGGCUGAAGUUCCUGGGCUCCGUUCAAGUGCCGUUUCACAAAGGAAAUGAUGUUCUGUGUGCAGCUAUGCAGAAGAUUGCCACCAACAGAAGGAUGACAGUCAAGUACAACCCGCCUUCCUCCUGCAUCCUGGAGAUCAGUGUGAAGGGCAUCAAGCUUUCGGUUCAAGAGGAUUAUUAUGCCUGUGACAGAAGCAACGAGUGCAAUCACUUCUUCCAGUUAAAGAACGUCUCUUUCUGCGGCUAUCACCCCAAAAACAGCAAGUAUUUUGGUUUUAUUACGAAGCAUCCUGCAGACCACAGAUUUGCCUGCCAUGUGUUUGUGUCUGAAAACUCCACCAAACCUCUCGCAGAGUCAGUAGGGAAAGCCUUCCAGUUGUACUAUAAAGAGUUUGUGGAGUUCUCCUGCCCUACAGAGGACAUCUAUCUGGAAUAGCCCUGCCCUGCCUUCAGCCACAUCCCUGUACAGUAUACUGUAUCAUAACAUAGUGUUGCAUGAAGGAUGGACAUAUCAAAUAAUACAAAAAAAUAAAAAUAAAAAAAUUAACACAUCUGACAGACAAGCGCGACAAGAAGGAUCAAGUACUGGAACUGUGGUGAAACCUUUGUGCAGCAAGAAGAGAUGAAAAUGAGCCAAAGCAGGAGCGUAUUGAGGAAAGAAAAUAUGCAAAAUGGAGUCAGUGAUGAGGUGCUGAUCACAGCCUGCCCAUGGAAAGCACAAACUUUGUAUCACCGCAGCCUUGGCAGCGCUAGUUAGCCUGUGCCAUCGUCUCAUCAGGUGCAACACUGAAAGCCCAGGAGCCGCACUGGACUGCACCAGCUUGUACUUGCACUUGACAAAAGAAAAACAGCAUCUAAAAUUUGGAGACAUGAGCACAUGAUAAAAGUUGGCUCUGGCUUACGUAUUUAAGGUCUGAGCAUGAGCGACGUGUAUAUUUACUAAAAAACAUCCUCGCACAGAAAACAUACACUAACUGAACCAAAUCCAUGUAGGGCCAGUGAAUCUUACACUUUUAGCACACCUGAUAGGAAGGUGACGUCCACGUUGUUCAGUGGCAAUGGAAAAAUCCACCCUAAAACACUGUCAUAAAACCAGCUGCAGGUGAUGCUUUUUGCAUUUCCAGGUUCCUUUUUAUUGUUUUGGUUUCAGGGGUCAAACCUUGUUGCCAAAUCUAGGCAAUUUAAUCAUCUGUUGGAAAGAUAGUUGGAAACUAUUUUGAUAAUCAGUGGAGAAAGUAAAUUCCAACUUUGGCUCUGAGUAAUUGUGAUUAGCAUUUUUCACUCUUGUCUUAUGUUUUGUGGAACAAAUGAUUAAUUGAUAAAUGAAAAUCAUUAUUUGCAGCCUUACACCCAAUAUUAAGUAGGAUUCAAGGACAUGAAAUGGUUUUUUUUCUUCGCUUUCAAACAAGGUCAGAGUAGAAACGGACUGAAUCUUAAGUGCAGUUUCAGGAUGUAGCAUAUAAACUAUAUUUCCAAAACAGCAAAGCCGCAAGGCCCAGCAUCACUACUUGUUCCUCUAGUAAACAGUGGUUAAUGUAGAUGCAAGUACGCCAACAGAUCUUGUGUAGUAGUCCUUGGAGUCAAAGGGCCACCCCUUUCCGCCUACGUCCACCCACACCAAAUAACCCCUGGAGUGUACUGAGCAUCACUUGUUUGUGAUUAAAAAAAAAAAAAAAAAAAAAAAAAAAA
Messenger RNA from Scatophagus argus, 5102 nucleotides. RefSeq names its product mitogen-activated protein kinase 8 interacting protein 1b (gene mapk8ip1b). The transcript has 13 exons. Bases 1474 to 3849 code for a protein of 791 amino acids. Gene Ontology annotation, cellular component: cytoplasm. Gene Ontology annotation, biological process: regulation of JNK cascade. Lineage: Eukaryota; Metazoa; Chordata; Actinopteri; Scatophagidae. The record is from RefSeq and is a predicted model, not a curated record. Gene Ontology annotation, molecular function: protein binding.